GGAUGAUUAUCAUGACCACCGUGAAUGACCCGGACCUCCAUUUGGAAACAUCCCGACACCCAUUUGGUUACCAUCAUCCGGACAGAGUUGCUGUUCUCUUUCUUUUCACCGGAGAAACCCCGUCCGCGCAAGAUUCGAGACUUCACAAAGUUACACCAGAAUGGUCUUGAGGGCAUCUCCUGACAGUUCAUUUCAGCGCCCCGUGGAGUACGGAGAGAGAGAUGUGAUGGAGAUAGGAAAACGGCAGGUUGAACCGGUUUCCGCGGCGGCUGCAUGGAGUCGGAAUCAUGCUAACGAUCCCAAACAACAUUAUGGGAAAGGCAGAGAGAAUGAUGAUGAUGAUGAAAUGGAAAAGGCUUUAGUUCAGCUUCGGUGGCCGAUAUUGGAUUCCGAUGCUCUUAUGGAUGUCGCCGAUGUCGAUCCACCCCUCGUUUUGGUCACUUGUUCCUCUUCCCGUCGCCCGCAAGAGGAAGGCACGCAUUGCACUAACAAUUAA
Neurospora hispaniola is the source of this 496-nucleotide messenger RNA. RefSeq lists its product as uncharacterized. The transcript has 4 exons. Lineage: Eukaryota; Fungi; Ascomycota; Sordariomycetes; Sordariales; Sordariaceae. The record is from RefSeq and is a predicted model, not a curated record. The coding region runs from base 161 to 496 and encodes 111 amino acids.